Cheilinus undulatus (humphead wrasse) is the source of this 2383-nucleotide messenger RNA. RefSeq names its product aminopeptidase like 1 (gene npepl1). The record is from RefSeq and is a predicted model, not a curated record. The coding region runs from base 91 to 1662 and encodes 523 amino acids. Gene Ontology annotation, molecular function: metalloaminopeptidase activity; manganese ion binding. Gene Ontology annotation, biological process: proteolysis. Lineage: Eukaryota; Metazoa; Chordata; Actinopteri; Labriformes; Labridae. The transcript is spliced from 12 exons. Gene Ontology annotation, cellular component: cytoplasm.
UCGCUGGUCCGGGCUGCGCCGGUGAACUGUCUGCUGUCGUCCGUCCACUUCAACGUUACCGAGCAGAGUUUUCUGAACAGCGAGUGAAAAAUGGCGAACGUGGUGCUGGAGUUUAAGGCUUCUGCCGGUGACUCCGAGCCACAAAGUCGACCUGUUCUGAUUAUUGGACAGCAGAGCAACCUGCAGCAAGUUAGCUGGAGCCAAAUUAAAGGGAAACUGCUGCCAGUCGUCAGCAAAGAGUUAUGGCAGGCAGCUCUCAAUGCUUUGAACCCAAACCCCACGGACAGCUGCCCUCUGUACCUAAACCAGGCUGCAGUGGCCUCACUUCCUUCUCGGGUUAGCAGACACAACAGUCCAUCUUCUGCUCACUUUGUGUCCCGUCUGGUCCGUUCUUGCCUGCCUGGAGGGAACAACCGCUGCAUAGUGAUGGUUUGUGAGCGUUCAGAUGUGUUUGCGUCCUCCUGUGCCAUCGCCAGGGCCUUCCCCAUCUUCAGCCGCCGCUCAACAUCCUCCCACAGGACUGAGAAGAAGCAUGUCACUGUUGAGUUUGUGCUCAUUGGGCAAGAUAGCAGUCCUCUGGAUGCUUCAGAACUCGAGUGCCUCUCUAACGCUGCGGAUGGCGUGCGGCUUGCAGCUCGUAUUGUGGACACACCAUGCAAUGAGAUGAACACAGAUCACUUUUUGGAUGAAAUCAAGGCUGUGGGAACUGAUCUUGGAAUCACUCCGGUAAUCAUUCGUGGAGAGGAACUAAAACAAAGAGGAUUUGGCGGUAUUUAUGGGGUUGGAAAAGCAGCAGAUCAUGCUCCUGCAUUAGCUGUGCUGAGCCACACACCGGAGGGUGCAACCCAAACCAUUGCAUGGGUUGGCAAGGGCAUUGUCUAUGACACUGGAGGACUCAGCAUCAAGGGAAAGACCACAAUGCCAGGCAUGAAGAGAGACUGUGGUGGAGCUGCUGCCAUUCUGGGAGCAUUCAGAGCUACUGUCAAACAGGGUUUUAAGGAUAACCUCCAUGCAGUGUUCUGCCUCGCAGAGAACGCUGUUGGACCUUUGGCCACACGGCCUGAUGACAUCCACACCCUCUACUCUGGAAAAACGGUGGAGAUCAACAACACAGAUGCAGAGGGCCGGCUGGUGCUGGCUGAUGGAGUGGUGUACGCCAGCAAAGACCUGUUGGCUGAUAUUAUUCUGGACAUGGCCACUCUGACGGGGGCACAGGGGAUCUCCACAGGAAAGUACCAUGCAGCUGUGAUGACUAACAGCGAGCAGUGGGAGGUGGCAUGUGUGCGUGCUGGCCGCAGCAGUGGAGAUCUUGCUCACCCGCUGGUCUACUGCCCCGAGAUGCACUUCAGCGAGUUUACCUCUGCCAUGGCUGACAUGAAGAACUCCGUGGCAGAUCGGGAGAAUGCCCAGAGCUCCUGUGCCGGCCUCUUUAUUGGGUCCCACUUGGGCUUUGAUUGGCCUGGUGUGUGGGUCCAUGUUGAUAUUGCCUCGCCUGUCCACGCUGGUGAGCGUGCUACAGGAUUUGGUGUUGCUCUGCUAAUGGCACUGUUUGGUCAGGCAUCAGAUGACUCCAUGCUGAACCAGGUGUCUCCUCUGGGUGCAUUCACUAAUGUACCCGAUGAUCAGAUGGAGCGAGACUGCAAGAGACGAAGGCUGGUGUAGAGUGUCAAAAUUGCACGGUUUACUCCAAAACCCUGAAAGCUCCCCUGCCUCUGAACAUCCACACUGUUGACACGAGCUCCAUACAUUUUAAGAUGUAAAUCUGAUCCCUGUUUCUGUUUAAAUAUGACUACACUGAAUAAAAAAAGAUAAUCAUCAGUAAGCCAGGUGUUUCACAUGAUUAUAAUUUAUCACUAUUUUCUGUUUUUACUUGCUCGUGAUAAAAUGCAGUACUACAUCUGGAAAAAAGCAGGCGGUAUAUUGUCCUAAUGGUUAACAGAUUUAAAGCAGUGGUUCUUUCUACUAGUUCACAUUUUACAAUAACAUGUUUUACUUUUUAAAACAGGAAACCUAUUUUUAUAUAUGCUCCUCAUUAGCAGCUGCUGUUGUAGUAAAAGUUAAUGCAAAUCAAGGUUCUGCCAUUCAUGUUUUCUUUAACACUGGGAAAGAUGCUGGAUCAACAAGGCUAGUUUUCUGUUUUUGUUAACCACUGCACUUUGUAUUCACAUGUGUAGAGUUUUGAUUGUGGGACAUGGAUCAAACCAAGGAAUGAGUGCAUACUGCAGUUUUCAGUCAUUUCACAAUGUCUUCAGAUAAAUCAUUGACAAGCAGUGCCACAUAGUUGUGUCAGCAGUAAACAUGACUCUUUGAGACAGUUAUACUAUGCUGUUUUUCCAACCUCGUGACAAUCAUGUUGUCCCUCAAUAAAGGCAGUGCCAUCUGA